Molecule: messenger RNA, 1614 nt
Organism: Cladophialophora yegresii CBS 114405
Lineage: Eukaryota; Fungi; Ascomycota; Eurotiomycetes; Chaetothyriales; Herpotrichiellaceae
Product: isocitrate lyase
Exons: 3
Coding region: 1-1614 (537 amino acids)
Biological process (GO): carboxylic acid metabolic process
Molecular function (GO): isocitrate lyase activity
Source: RefSeq, a predicted model, not a curated record
AUGUCUCCAUUAGACCAAGAAGAGCAGCUAUAUCUCCAGGAUGUGGAGGCUGUCAAGCAGUGGUGGACUGAUUCGAGAUGGCGAUUCACCAAGCGACCGUUCACGGCCGAACAGAUUGUGCAAAAGCGAGGCACCAUCAAAAUCGAGUACCCCGCCAAUGCACAGGCUAAGAAGUUGUGGAAGCUCGUCGAGGAGCGGUUUGCUACCAAAACGGCUUCUGCCACCUACGGCUGCCUUGAACCGACGAUGCUGACCCAGAUGAACAAAUAUCUCGACACCGUCUACGUCUCUGGCUGGCAAUCCUCCUCUACCGCAUCUUCCACCGACGAGCCUUCGCCCGACUUGGCUGAUUACCCGAUGAACACUGUCCCGAACAAGGUACAGCAUCUGUUCAUGGCUCAGUUAUUCCACGACCGCAAACAACGGGAAGAGCGUCUCACAACACCCAAGGACAAACGUGACUCCGUGGCAAAUGUUGAUUAUCUACGACCCAUCGUCGCGGAUGCCGACACGGGUCAUGGCGGUCUCACCGCAGUGAUGAAACUCACAAAGCUGUUCGUGGAGAAAGGUGCGGCGGGCAUCCACAUUGAAGAUCAAGCUCCUGGCACCAAGAAAUGCGGCCACAUGGCGGGCAAAGUCCUUGUCCCCAUCUCCGAGCACAUCAAUCGUCUGGUGGCCAUUCGCGCCCAGGCCGAUAUCAUGGGCGUCGACUUGCUUGCAAUUGCCCGGACCGACUCGGAAGCCGCCACCCUAAUCACAACGACGAUUGACCACCGGGAUCACUCGUUCAUUCUGGGCAGCACGAACCAGAACCUCCAACCUUUGAAUGAUCUGAUGGUCGCGGCCGAACAGGCAGGCAAAAACGGUGAAGAACUCCAGGCAAUAGAGGACAAGUGGACGGAAGAAGCCGGCAUGAAGUUGUUCGACGAAGCCGUCAUUGACGCCAUCAACGCCGGCGUCCACGUUAACAAGGCCGCCUUGAUCGAAAAGUACAAGGAGGCCUCGAAGGGCAAGUCAAACAACCAAUGUCGAGCCAUCGCCAAGGGCCUGACGGGCGUCGAUAUCUACUGGGACUGGGACGCUCCUCGGACCCGUGAAGGCUACUACAGAUACAAAGGCGGUUGCCAGUGCGCGGUUAACCGAGCGAUCGCCUUUGCGCCCUACGCAGAUCUGAUCUGGAUGGAGAGUAAGAUGCCCGACUUCGCACAAGCGAAGGAAUUUGCCGAUGGCGUGCAUGCCGUGUGGCCGGAGCAGAAACUCGCAUACAAUCUCUCCCCGUCCUUCAAUUGGAAGGCGGCCAUGUCCUCGUCCGACCAAGAGACCUACAUCCAACGUCUCGCCGAGCUGGGCUACUGCUGGCAGUUCAUCACGCUGGCGGGUCUCCAUUCCACGGCCCUGAUCUCCGACACCUUCGCCAAGAACUUUGCCAAGCGCGGCAUGCGUGCCUACGGCGAACUGAUCCAGGAGCCCGAGAUGGCCAACAAGAUCGACGUCGUCACGCAUCAGAAGUGGUCUGGAGCUAACUAUGUAGACAACCUCUUGCGCAUGGUUACGGGAGGGAUUUCCAGCACCUCGGCGAUGGGAGCUGGCGUCACGGAGACGCAAUUCAGUUGA